Messenger RNA from Funneliformis caledonium, 325 nucleotides. NCBI's taxonomy places the organism in Eukaryota, Fungi, Glomeromycota, Glomeromycetes, Glomerales, Glomeraceae. The record is from the annotation of a GenBank genome assembly.
CCAAAAGACACUUUGCUAAGUGAUGAAAAAAAUUUUGAAUUAUCACAUCCUGAUCUCAGUUUAAGAAAUGAUAAGAAAUUUCUGAGUUGUCACAUACUAAUACUUCAAAUAGAAAACGUGGAAAGAUAUAGUACAGAACAACUUAUUAAUUUUUUACGAACAAAAAACUUAAAUCUCAACAAAACUGACUAUAAUAAAAUUCAUGAUCAGAGGGUCGCUAACUUCCUUCAAUUAACUAGGGAAAUACUUCGUGCUGAACCUUACAGAUUUCCUGAUGGACCAGCAAAAAGGGUCGCAACAUUAGUUGAUAGUUUGAAUAGAAAAA